Molecule: messenger RNA, 1395 nt
Organism: Lindgomyces ingoldianus
Lineage: Eukaryota; Fungi; Ascomycota; Dothideomycetes; Pleosporales; Lindgomycetaceae
Product: amino acid transporter
Exons: 5
Coding region: 1-1395 (464 amino acids)
Biological process (GO): amino acid transmembrane transport
Cellular component (GO): vacuolar membrane
Molecular function (GO): amino acid transmembrane transporter activity
Source: RefSeq, a predicted model, not a curated record
AUGCGCCGCAUCGAUGGCAAAGACAUGGAGCAAGAGGAGGAUGCGACGGGUCUCACUGUUGGAAAACAGAUUGAAAUGGAGGCCGAGAAUGCCAUCAAGUAUCGUACUUGCAGCUGGCCCAAAACUGCAGCGCUGCUGUUUUCUGAGUACAUUUGUCUGGCUAUCAUGUCAUUCCCUUACUCUUACUCGGUUCUUGGUCUUGUGCCUGGCUUGAUCUUGACUGUCGUGGUCGCUGGCUUAGUCUUGUACACAUCCUUAGUCGUCUGGGAGUUUUGUCUGCGCCAUCCCGAACUUCGUGAUGUCUGCGACGUUGGAGAGAUGCUGUUCUUUCAGCAACGCUCAGCUUGGUGGUUCACUGCAGUCAUGUUUAUCCUCAACAAUACCUUCAUCCAGGGCUUUCACUGCCUCGUUGGUGCCAAGUAUCUCAAUACUAUGACAAACCACAGCGUGUGCACCAUUGGAUUCUCCGCUAUUGUAGCUGUCAUCAGCUGGAUCUGCUCGCUACCACGGACAUUCUCCACGCUUGCGAAGGUUGCUACUUUCUCUGCCUUCUUCACGUUCAUUUCGGUACUGCUAGCUACCAUCUUCGCUGGUAUCGAGGACCAUCCAAAAGGCUACCCCAAAUUUGGCGAGCCUACGGUGCUGGCCGUCCCAGCCGCAGGAACCACAUUCGUCGCCGGAAUGAAUGCAUUCAUGAAUAUUAGCUACACCUUCAUUGGCCAGAUCACAAUUCCGAGUUUCAUUGCGGAGAUGAAGGAACCGAAAGAUUUUCCUAAGGCGUUGUGGGCUGUCACAAUCGCUGAGGUCAUUGUGUUUAGCUUGGUAGGAGCCAUCGUGUAUGCGUACACUGGCACGAACUACAAUACCGCCCCGGCUUUCGGUUCGCUUGGAAACGAGCUUUAUCUGAAGGUGUCCUUCUCCUUCAUGAUCCCGACUCUUAUCUUUUUAGGUGUCUUGUAUGCAUCUGUCUCGGCUCGCUUCAUUUUCUUCCGCUUCUUCAAGGGCACUCGGCAUAUGAGCGACCACACCUUUGCGGGCUGGGCUACCUGGGCUGGUAUCCUUGCUAUCCUCUGGAUCCUAGCCUUCAUCAUUGCCGAGGUGAUUCCAUUCUUUUCGGACUUGCUCUCGCUGAUGAGCUCUCUCUUCGACUCUUUCUUCGGCUUCAUCUUCUGGGGCGUGGCGUACCUGCGAAUGCGGUACGCAGACUACGGGCCCGGAUUCUACAAAUCGCGCGGUUUGAAGUCGUGGUUUGGAUUCAUCUUCAAUAUUAUCCUCUGUCUGAUCGGACUGCUCUUCUUGUCUGCCGGAACUUACGCUUCCGUUCAAUCCAUAGUCGAUGGCUACCACACGGCUGGGUUCGGUGGACCCUUCUCCUGUGAUACAAACGGAUUGUGA